GCGAAUGUUUCCCCCAUGGGUGCUCCCAGAGUGCUGCCCGUUCUACACGCCGGCGUCACGAGGCGUCCUGGGAGUGUAGGUAGAUGUAAUCGGAGAUGACAGAGAAGAAUUACAGAAAAUACAGGAGACAGUAAUGCCAAACAAUGAAUAAUCGCUUCAAACAUGACACUAUAUCUGCAUUAUAGCUGAACACAUACUGAACAUAUGCUAGAGAAGAAAAUGAAUCUGGAGGAAAAUUGGUGAAUCCAAUCCAGUGGACCUACAAGCACCCUGACAGGCUCAGAAAGCAGAGUCUGGACCAAAGAGCAAUUACCCCACCAAACGAUUUCAGAUGGAGGUGGAUGCAGAUGAGAAGCGCCAUCGCACACGCUCCAAAGGUGUUCGAGUUCCCGUGGAACCAGCCAUACAAGAGCUGUUCAGCUGUCCUACUCCUGGUUGUGAUGGCAGUGGUCAUGUUAGUGGCAAAUAUGCAAGACACAGAAGUGUUUAUGGCUGUCCUUUGGCAAAAAAAAGAAAAACACAAGAUAAGCAACCCCAAGAACCUGCUCCCAAAAGAAAACCCUUUGUGGUUAAAGCAGACAACUCUUCAGUAGAUGAGUGUUAUGAAACUGAUGGAACAGAGGAGAUGGAUGAAAAGGAGGAGGAAGAAGAGGAAGAGGAAGAGGAGGAGGAGUAUUCUGAUGACAAUGAAGGUGAUGAGGAGGAGGAGGAUGAAGAAAUAGAUCGAGAAGAGGAAGAGGAGAUUGAAGAGGAAGAAGAGGAGGAUGAAGAGGAAGCAGAAGAUGUGGAGGAGGAGGAGGAGGAGGAAGAAGAGGAGGAAGAGGAGGAGGAGGAAGAACGUGAAAGAAAUCUCCGUUGGAGGAGCUCCAGGAACGGAUGUUCCAAGGCACCAUUUAGCCUAUAUCACAUGAAGACAUUCAAGAUGGCUUGUACUCCAGAAGACCAUCAAAUGAAUUGUCACAAUACUCGAAUAAUGCAAGACACAGAAAAAGAUGAUAACAAUAAUGAUGAGUAUGAUAAUUAUGAUGAACUGGUGGCCAAGUCAUUGUUAAAUCUUGGCAAAAUUGCAGAGGAUGCAGCAUACAGAGCCAGGACAGAAUCAGAAAUGAACAGCAAUACAUCUAAUAGUCUGGAAGAUGAUAGUGACAAAAAUGAAAAUAUUGGUCGGAAAAGUGAGCUGAGUUUAGAUUUAGACAGUGAUGUUGUUAGGGAAACAGUGGACUCCCUUAAAUUAUUAGCACAAGGACAUGGUGUAGUGCUUUCAGAAAACAUUAAUGACAGAAAUUAUGCAGACAAUAUUUCACAGCAAGAUAACAGGAAUAUGAACUUUGUAAUGCUAGGGAAGCCUAUGAACAAUGGACUUAUGGAAAAAAUGGUGGAGGAGAGUGAUGAAGAGGUGUGUCUCAGCAGUUUGGAAUGCUUAAGGAACCAGUGUUUUGAUCUGGCUAGGAAACUUAGUGAGACAAACCCACAGGAAAGAAAUCAGCAGCAAAAUAUGAAUGCUCGUCAACAUGUCAGGCAAGAAGAUGACUUCCAAGGAAGAACGCCAGAUCGGAAUUACUCUGACAUGAUGAACUUAAUGAGGCUUGAAGAACAGUUGAGUCCCAGAUCUAGAACUUUUUCUAGCUGUGCAAAGGAGGAUGGGUGUCAUGAAAGAGAUGAUGAUACCACCUCUAUUACUUCGGACAGGUCUGAAGAAGUUUUUGAUAUGACAAAAGGUAACUUAACCCUACUUGAGAAAGCUAUUGCUUUGGAAACUGAGAGAGCAAAAGCCAUGAGGGAAAAAAUGGCAAUGGAAGCUGGAAGGAGGGACAAUAUGAGAUCAUUUGAGGAGCAGCCUCCGCGACAACUUUCUGGGGAUGACAGGAAGCCUAAAUCCAGUGACGGCCAUGUCAAAAAGCCAUAUUAUGGUAAAGAUCCCUCAAGAACAGAAAAGAAAGAGAGCAAAUGUCCUACCCCUGGGUGUGAUGGAACUGGCCAUGUAACGGGGCUUUACCCCCAUCACCGCAGUUUGUCAGGAUGCCCACACAAAGAUAGGGUCCCUCCAGAAAUUCUUGCCAUGCAUGAAAAUGUUCUUAAGUGUCCUACACCAGGCUGCACAGGUCGGGGCCACGUAAAUAGCAACAGGAAUUCUCACAGAAGCCUCUCUGGAUGUCCUAUUGCUGCAGCAGAGAAACUGGCUAAAGCUCAAGAGAAGCAUCAGAGCUGUGAUGUGUCAAAAUCAAACCAGGCAUCAGAUCGGGUUUUAAGGCCCAUGUGCUUUGUUAAGCAAUUGGAGAUCCCUCAGUAUGGCUACAGAAACAAUGUCCCCACCACCACACCCCGCUCCAACUUGGCCAAGGAACUAGAGAAAUACUCUAAGACUUCGUUUGAAUAUAACAGUUAUGACAACCAUGCCUAUGGCAAGAGAGCCAUAGCUCCCAAGGUGCAAUCCAGGGAUAUAUCCCCCAAAGGAUAUGAUGCUAAACGUUAUUGUAAGAAUUCAAGUCCAACCAGCAGCACAACAAGCAGUUAUGCCCCUAGCAGCAGCAGCAAUAUGAGUUGUGGUGGAGGCAGCAGUGCCAGCAGUACCUGCAGCAAGAGCAGCUUUGACUAUACUCAUGACAUGGAGGCAGCACACAUGGCUGCCACUGCUAUUCUGAAUCUCUCCACUCGCUGCAGGGAGAUGCCUCAGAACCUCUCCACUAAACCUCAGGAUCUCUGUGCCCGGAAUCCUGAUAUGGAAGUAGAUGAAAAUGGAACCUUGGAUCUAAGCAUGAACAAACAGAGACAGCGAGAUGGUUGCUGUACCAUUUUGACACCACUGGAGCCAAUGUCACCACAACGACAAGCUGUGAUGAAUAACCGGUGUUACCAGCUGAAUGAGAGUGACUGCUGGGACUUGCCAGUGGACUACACUAAAAUGAAGCCCAGAAGGAUAGAUGAAGAUGAUUCCAAAGAGAUUAAUCCAGAAGACUUGGAUCCUUUCCAAGAGGCACUUGAAGAACGAAGGUAUCCUGGUGAAGUUACAAUCCCAAGUCCUAAACCCAAAUACCCUCAGUGCAAAGAGAGCAAAAAGGAUUUAAUAACAUGUCCAACACCAGGGUGUGAUGGGAGUGGUCAUGUGACUGGUAAUUACGCCUCACAUAGAAGUCUUUCUGGCUGCCCCUUGGCUGACAAAAGCAUUCGAAGUAUGCUGGCCACAAGCUCACAAGAACUCAAGUGUCCGACCCCUGGUUGUGAUGGCUCGGGGCACAUUACUGGGAAUUAUGCUUCACAUCGAAGUCUCUCAGGUUGUCCAAGAGCAAAGAAAAGUGGAAUCAGGAUAGCACAAAGCAAGGAAGACAAAGAAGACCAAGAGCCAAUUAGAUGUCCAGUUCCUGGUUGUGAUGGUCAGGGUCAUAUAACUGGAAAGUAUGCAUCCCAUCGCAGUGCAUCAGGGUGCCCUCUAGCUGCCAAAAGGCAAAAGGAUGGGUACUUAAAUGGCUCGCAGUUCUCUUGGAAGUCAGUGAAGACGGAAGGUAUGUCAUGUCCAACUCCAGGAUGUGAUGGCUCGGGACAUGUCAGUGGUAGUUUUCUUACUCAUCGUAGUCUAUCAGGAUGCCCCAGAGCGACUUCCGCCAUGAAGAAAGCAAAGCUGUCUGGAGAACAGAUGCUAACAAUAAAGCAACGGGCCAGUAAUGGUAUAGAAAAUGAUGAAGAAAUUAAGCAGCUAGAUGAAGAAAUCAAGGAACUAAAUGAAUCCAAUUCCCAGAUGGAAGCUGAUAUGAUUAAACUCAGAACUCAGAUUACCACAAUGGAGAGCAACUUGAAGACGAUAGAAGAGGAGAACAAAGUAAUUGAACAGCAAAAUGAGUCUCUUCUUCAUGAACUGGCCAAUUUAAGCCAGUCUUUAAUUCAUAGUCUAGCUAAUAUCCAGCUGCCACAUAUGGAACCAAUCAAUGAACAAAAUUUUGAUGCUUACGUGACCACUUUGACGGACAUGUAUACAAAUCAAGAUCGUUAUCAGAGUCCAGAAAAUAAAGCCCUACUGGAAAAUAUAAAGCAGGCUGUGAGAGGAAUUCAGGUCUGAACAGCUGCUAUAGUGGUGAAAGUCUUGCUUAAAAAAAGGAUGCCUCUUGUUUUUUGCUGCUGUAAUUUACCAGAAAGUGUUAUAUAUUUAUUUCUGUUUGAAACAGUGUUAUGCUUACAAGACUUCAUAAUGAUUUUAUGUCUUGCUUUAAAGAUAGUAACUGCAGAAUAGUUUUUUGAAUACAUUCACAUUUUGUACGUUUUCAUAUAAGCUGACAUAGUGUGAUAUGCCAUGUAAUGUUUAUAGCUGCUAAUGUAUGCACAUUUUUGGGGUAUAUAUAUUUCUGAAGAGGUAAGCUGAUCGAAAUAAAUAGAGUGUAAAUUCUUUUUAAUGCUUUAGUGAUUAAAUGUUUUAGUAUUUUGAACUGAAAUGGACAAAAAAAACAGCUUUGAAUGACAAUGUUGCGGUCUGCAGCCACUUUUUAAACACUUUAUCAUUUUGCCUCAUGUUGGAGGAUUUUAUGGGAUUUAAGAAAUACAUUUUGUGUGCAUAUUGUUUCAUAGCAAGAAUUGGUUGCAAAAAUGCUUUAUUUUUGAACAAUGCUUGAAAAUAUUAUGUGACUUUUGUUUUCAGAGGAUGGUGUGUGGUGGGGGCAAUAAAAUGAGGUUUUUUGAAAUCCAAGAAAAUGGCAUGGAUUAGAUGUAAGAUACAAAAUGGGUAAUUUAUUGUAAGACAACAUCAAGCCAUGGAAACUUGACAGAAGAUUCAAAGCAGCUUAAACAGCACUUUUUAAUUAACUUCUAAGCAUUACAUGGUAUGAAUAUGGGAACUUCCAUUAUGAAAGGAACUAUAUCAGAGGUGGACAACCUGAAGAUUUCAGCUUUUAUUUUCAAAUAAACUUUGGCACCAACAUUCUCGUAUCUCUCCUGGACUGCUUAGUGCCCCUCUGAACUAUGUCUUAUAACAAUGUAGUCCAUCUUUCAGAAACUCUGUAUUUUCAAUUUAAGAUGAAAGACAAUAUUUUAAAACUAAUAUUGCCUUUUUACCUCUUUAAUUUUGGGAUAAAGACAAAUUAUUUGUGUCUAUUGUAGUUACUGAACUGGAUUCACUGCUAGCUUUAGGAGGAAUGCAGCUCAGUAAAGAUUUUUUUCUUUUUGCUUUGCCAAGCAUUUGAUCCCAUUUUUCAUAUUUUAAUAGUUAUGUUCUGCAUUUUGUUGGAGAACAAUCAUUACUGCAGCAUUCAUGUAUGCUUUAUAUUUGUUCUACUAUUAUCUAUUGCAAAAAUGAAUGCAAUCAAAUUUUAAUGUAACUAAAUAUACUUCAGCACUUUUUUUGCUUUAA
This is a messenger RNA of Mauremys reevesii (Reeves's turtle), 5332 nucleotides long. It is a transcript of the gene MYT1L, whose product is annotated as myelin transcription factor 1 like. The record is from RefSeq and is a predicted model, not a curated record. Gene Ontology annotation, biological process: regulation of transcription by RNA polymerase II. NCBI's taxonomy places the organism in Eukaryota, Metazoa, Chordata, Testudines, Geoemydidae. Gene Ontology annotation, cellular component: nucleus. The transcript is spliced from 25 exons. Gene Ontology annotation, molecular function: RNA polymerase II cis-regulatory region sequence-specific DNA binding; zinc ion binding; DNA-binding transcription factor activity, RNA polymerase II-specific. Bases 332 to 4051 code for a protein of 1239 amino acids.